GCAACUCCCAGUCAUCCUCGAGUAUGCAUCGGGGAAAGGUCCAGCCAGUCAAGGCUGCAUGUCUUGCAUGCCGUGCCUCCAAAACCCGCUGCGAUGGGCAAAAUCCUUGUUCGCCGUGUACUCAGAGGAGUCGCGGCUGUGUCUACAAGCCCAGUCGCCGUGGUGGUCCUCGGUACAAGCCUCACCGUAAAGACCCUCAGGACACAGAUAUGGAUCGUUCGACAUCAUCUCAGCUUUCUCCAGUGUCUAGAAUGGGAAGUGAAAUGCCGCAGAUCGAUGGAACUUCAAAUUUUGCCAACUUGAAUUCCAGCGAACUGUUUGGUCGACGUCUCGCCUCUAUGAAUGCGCUGCUUUCCCCAGCGUCCUUGCAGCCGGACCUCAGUAUGGCCCAUGACUUUUUAUGGGAUCCUCAAACUUCGCAGACUCCCAGUAGCACGGACGGGCCUUUGGUUCGGGUUUACACCUCUGAAAGGGAGAUAAUCAAUGCGUACUAUACUCACCUUCACCACUAUCUGCCCCUGCUGCCGCCCCCUUUGACACCGCCAGAGUAUCACGACCGGCCAAGGCUCAUAAGUCCACCACUGACAGAGACCUUUACUGUCAACCAGUUGAGUCUACCAUACUGGCCAACUACCUCCUUGGGUCUAGCUUUUUCUGCGAUUCUGGCCUUGAUCCCACCCCCUCAAGACUCGGCGCCAUUGCAGGAAUCGAAUAUUACGCUCCGGCGUGCCUUUGCCCAAUUAUACGCUCAGAAUGCCCUGGAAAUGGUCGAGAAAGAGGUUGAUGCCAUGGGGCAAUCUAAUGCUAACCGUGUCCCGACAACGAAUUUGGACGAAGUCCACCCCGACCUACCCGCGCAACUAUACCCCGUCUUGGCUUUAGUGGUGCUGAGCAUAUACGAGUAUUCUCACCGGGGAAAUAUACCUCGCAUGCGUGCCCGCGCGAAUCAGGCUCUUACUAUGGCUAUGGACAUCUCUAUUCACAACCUCGGCCAUAACGCACCGGAGGCGUCUAGGCGAGCAUGGUGGUCUACUGUUGUAAUGUCAUACAUGUCAUCCAUUGCACAGACAACUCUUCCAGUCAUCCCAACUUCUGACCCCAGAAUCACCACUGCAUAUCCAACCAUUAAAGGUGCCUCAGUGGACCCGGAGGAAUCCCAUCCGUGGGCUGCCUUGUCCGAUAUGGAACGACCUGGGGGAGAUAAUCAUCUACAACUAGAGAUAUCCAACCUUGAUUCACAUAUUGUCAGUUUGUCUAUGCAAACGGACUCAUAUAUCGACAUCACGCAGCAAGACAACGUCGAGGACCGCGCUGGGAUGGCACUAGGCGUCAUAGCAAACCUUCUAACGCAUUCAGCACGGAUCAGAUUACACCGUAUUCAGGCCUUCUCAAACGUUCCCCUCUUCGUCGAACAGCACUGCGACAUCGAUGGCCUCAUGGUAAACGGGGAGAUUUCACUGACUCCUAAGUCUCCAACGGGCUCGUCCUCGUCCCCAUUCACCAUCCAGGAAGCGACUAUCGCCUGUCUAAAGUCAUCGCUAGGGGUUGCCCGAGCCUUCAGGAGUCUCUCUGAAGGGCUUUGUCCGUUAAAUAUUCACAAUUCCCCAGCCCAAGUCGAUAAGUCCACAAUACCACCGACGACCGCUGCUAACGAAAUAUCCGGCUCGCUAUCCUACUUCCGCUGCGCGGGGAUGCAAGCCUGCUACUCUCUGUUCAUGAUCCUGCACCAGCUCCAAGCCGCCAUAGCAUCAGAUAGUCUCUCCAGCUGCUAUUAUUUAUUUGGACUGUCAGAGCCCGUGACGGAAUAUCAGGAUGCGCGGAGGCUUAUGGAAGAAGCGCGCCAUGGGAUUGAAUGUAUGCGGGCCUCGUUAAAGACAGAUUCGGGCUUUGAGGCUAUUGCUUCUAUGAGCCGGGAGGUUGAUACUGCGUAUAGCUGUUUCUUUAGUACUUGAAUGAGCUUAACACUUUCUUC
Messenger RNA from Aspergillus versicolor CBS 583.65, 1972 nucleotides. RefSeq names its product Zn(II)2Cys6 transcription factor. Gene Ontology annotation, biological process: regulation of DNA-templated transcription. NCBI's taxonomy places the organism in Eukaryota, Fungi, Ascomycota, Eurotiomycetes, Eurotiales, Aspergillaceae. The record is from RefSeq and is a predicted model, not a curated record. Gene Ontology annotation, molecular function: zinc ion binding; DNA-binding transcription factor activity, RNA polymerase II-specific. The transcript is spliced from 9 exons. Bases 24 to 1952 code for a protein of 642 amino acids.